UAAAAAGAAGAUAUGAAAGGGAAGGUCAUAUUGUAUGUGAUGUUGCCGCCAUUAAGUAGCGAUUACCAUAUUGUCACUUAUAAGGUGAUGCCUCGCUCACAAAGCGCACACGCAAUAGUAAACGCUGGAUUUAUGUACAAACUAGAUGGAGGAGGUACAGUUAAGCAGUGCAGGAUUGUCUACGGCGGAUUGUCACCGGUUUUCAUCAAAGCCUCAUCAACUAAAUCAUAUUUAAUUGGAAAGAAUCUCUUUACCAAUGAAACAUUGCAAGGUGCUUUGAAUGUUUUGGAACACGAGAUAGUGGUGACGAAUAGUCCACCAGAGCCCUCCGUGGAGUACAGAAAACAGCUGGCUUUAGGCUUGUUUUAUAAAAGUGUUCUGUCUCUAUGCCCAACAAACAUACUCGGAUCUCAGUACCGAUCCGGGGCGACCAAGAUUCACGAAACACGACCGGUGUCAGAAUCUCGGCAAGUGUUUGACACUAAUACUGAUUUGUGGCCUCUAAACCAACCGAUACCUAAGGUCGAUGCAUUGGUACAAUGUGCUGGGGAAGCGAAGUAUGUAGAUGAUAUUCCAACCAUAACCGAUGAAGUACACGCAGCGUUAGUUCUCAGCACCGUCGCUGUAGGAGAUAUUGUGGACAUAGAUGCAAGUGCCGCUCUAGAAAUGCCAGGAGUAAUUGCAUUUUACUCUGCAAAAGAUAUACCUGGACAGAACACAUUCACGCCAACUGGGUUUACAUUGUAUUUGGCUGAUGAGGAAAUAUUUUGCAGCGGAAAAGUCAAAUAUUACAACCAACCAAUUGGCAUGAUCGUUGCUGAAACCCCAUCCAUUGCAAAACGAGCUGCAAAACUAGUCCAGGCUACUUAUAGGAAUGUCAAAAAGCCAAUUCUUGAUAUAAAAGAUGCUAAAAAAGACUCUAAAAGAAACACUUCAUAUUUGUCCGUUCAAGCUGCAACCAAAGGGUCUGAUAUAAAGAAAGUGAUCAAAGGAGAAAAUGUAAUUUACGCACAAUACCAUUACAUGAUGGAAACGCUGGCAUGCGUAACGACACCGACAGAGGAAGGACUGGCUCUGUACCUGACAACGCAUUGGAUCGAUGGCACUCAGAUGGUUUUAUCAAGAGCAUUGAACUUAAAAUGCAAUAAGAUAGAUAUUCACGUGCGGCGUCUAGGAGGAUCAUUUGGCUUCAAAAUAUCUCGAAGCAUGCUCAUUGCUGUUGCGAGCAGCUUAGCCACGUUGAAGCUGAACAAACCGUGUCGGCUAAUACAACCUAUGACUAGCAAUAUGAGGGCCCUAGGCAAGAGAUUCCCAUGCUCUACAGACUUCCAGGUUGCAGUGAAUAACGAUGGAGUUAUCCAAUACAUGGACUACUUCCUCUAUGAAGACAAUGGGCAUAUAAUCAACGAGAAACUUUCGCUACUUGGUGCCGAAUCGUAUAACAACUGCUACGACAGCUCAAAAUGGAAUGUCGAUUGUUACGACACCAUCACCGAUACUGCGAAAACCACAUGGUGCAGAGCACCAGGUACACUAGAAAAUAUUGCAAUGAUCGAACAGGUCAUGGAACAAAUUUCUUACGAGAUGAACUUAGAUCCGCUGGAAGUUAGAUUAGCAAACUUGGAUACAGUCAACUACGGUGACUUAAAAGAAAUGGCUACAACUCUGACUACAACUGCCGACUACAGUCAGCGAAAAUUGGCCGUCAAAGAAUUCAAUUCUCAAAACAGAUGGAAGAAACGUGGUCUAGGAAUAACUAUGAUGAGAUGGACUCCUUUGGAUACAUAUUUUGACGUCACUGUUUCAGUUUUCCACGAGGAUGGAAGUGUGGUAAUCAUUCAUGGUGGUAUAGAUAUGGGCCAAGGUCUGAAUACUAAAGCUGUGCAAAUUUGCGCUUACAUACUCAAAAUUCCUAUAGAAAAAAUACAAAUAAAAGCAACCAAUUCUAACUUCACGCCAAACAACCUUAUAUCUGGCGCUAGUAUCACUUCUCAAAAUAUUGGGAUUGGUGUAACAAAGUGUUGUGAAGAACUGUUACUGAGAUUGGCUCCAGUCAAAACUACGUUGGUCAAUCCGACCUGGGAAGAACUAAUAGCAACCGCAUUUGCACAGAAUAUAGAAUUACAAGUUCACACAUUCGUUAAUAUAGCCGAUGCUAUUCAGUAUAAUAUAUUCGGUGUGGCUAUAGCAGAAACUGAAGUGGACGUGUUGACGGGAGAGAUGGAGAUUCGCAGAGUAGACAUACUGCAGGACGUGGGACAGAGCGUUAGUCCUGAGAUUGAUAUCGGCCAAGUGGAAGGUGCUUUCAUGAUGGGCUUGGGAUACUGGACCUGUGAGAAUUUAGUUUAUGACAAAAACUCAGGGGAGUUGCUGACAGAUCGCUCCUGGCACUAUGCGGUGCCAUUAGCAAGAGAUAUCCCGCAGGACUUCAGGGUGUCUUUUCUGAAGAAUUCCUACAGUAACAAAAAUAUCCUUGGAUCUAAAGGUACUGGGGAGCCGUCUAUAUGUUUGGCGGUAGUGCUGCCCUUCUCUAUCAGGGCAGCAAUCGCAGCGGCGCGAGAAGACUCCGGGAUACUUACCACUAACUGGUUUCAUAUUGAGGGUCCAUACACGGUGGAGAAAAUAUGUUUAGCGAGCAAGAGCAAGAUUGAAGAUUUUAAACUUUACUGAAAUAAAAAAAUAUUGUGUGAUCUA
This is a messenger RNA of Manduca sexta (tobacco hornworm), 2694 nucleotides long. RefSeq names its product xanthine dehydrogenase-like. The record is from RefSeq and is a predicted model, not a curated record. Gene Ontology annotation, molecular function: oxidoreductase activity; iron ion binding. NCBI's taxonomy places the organism in Eukaryota, Metazoa, Arthropoda, Insecta, Lepidoptera, Sphingidae.